CGUUCCAACAACAAUAAAAGGAAGUCGAUCGAUCUCGCUGCUGCAUGCUGUGUUAUCACACCAAAUGCAUGCCCUGGCCUGCUUGUAUAGAUGGAUCGGGACGACCACCUGGGUCAUCAAGAAGCACAAGAAGAUCAUAAGCCGGAGACGGGCGGCCGGAGAUCACUGUCGCUGGAGAUCAACACUUUGGCCAGCUUCAGGGAGAGCCUGUCGCGCUCCCUCUCCCUCUCCGACAAUCAGCAUGAGGAUGAGGUUGAGCUGAAAUGGGCCGCCAUCGAGAGGCUGCCCACCUCCGACAGGCUCCACACCUCGCUGCUCCACGCUCGCCUACGCCUUGGCCUUCUUGGUGGAGACCAUGGAGAGGCGGCGCCGUUGGAGGUGGUGGACGUGCGGAGGCUGGGGGCGGCGGAGCGGCGGGUGGUGGUGGACACCCUCAUCGCCAACAUCCACCGCGACAACCUCCGCCUGCUCCGGAAGCAGCGGCAGAGGAUGGACAGGGUGGGCGUCCGGCCGGCGACGGUGGAGGUGCGGUGGCGCGACGUGUGCGUGGAGGUGGAAUGCCAGGUGGUGCAGGGGAAGCCGCUCCCCACCAUCUGGAACGCCGUCGUCUCCAACCUCCAGGUGGUGAGCAGCAUGCUGGGCUUCAACCGGCAGCAAGCGAGGAUCCGCAUCCUCGACAAUGUCAGCGGCAUCGUCAAGCCUUCGAGGCUAACACUUCUCCUGGGACCCCCAGGCUGCGGCAAAACCACCCUCCUCAAGGCACUCGCAGGCAAGCUCAACACCAAUCUCAAGGUAACAGGAGAAAUCGAGUACAAUGGCGUGAAGCUGAAUGAGUUUGUUCCGGAGAAGACGGCAGCCUACAUCAGUCAAUAUGACCUCCAUGUCCCUGAGAUGACUGUCAGAGAGACCCUCGACUUCUCUGCAAGAUUCCAGGGUGUUGGCAACAGAGCAGAAAUCAUCAAGGAGGUGAUCAGAAGGGAGAAGGAGGCCGGGAUUACCCCUGAGCCUGAUAUCGACACGUAUAUGAAGGCGAUAUCUGUGGAAGGUUUAGAAAGGAGCAUGCAAACAGACUACAUUAUGAAGAUCAUGGGACUUGACAUAUGCGCCGACAUAAUGGUGGGAGAUGCAAUGAGAAGAGGUAUUUCAGGCGGUGAGAAGAAGAGACUAACCACAGGAGAGAUGAUAGUAGGACCCUCAAAAGCUCUCUUCAUGGAUGAAAUAUCAACUGGGUUGGAUAGCUCCACCACAUUCCAGAUUGUUUCUUGCCUCCAGCAGUUGGCUCAUAUCUCAGAGUCUACCAUACUAGUCUCACUCCUUCAACCAGCACCAGAGACUUAUGAGCUUUUUGAUGAUAUUAUCUUGAUGGCUGAAGGAAAAAUUGUAUACCAUGGGUCUAAGAGUUGCAUUAUGAGUUUCUUUGAAUCAUGUGGAUUCAAGUGCCCGGAGAGGAAAGGAGCCGCUGACUUUCUUCAAGAGGUAUUGUCAAAAAAAGAUCAACAACAAUAUUGGAGCCGUAGUGGAGGAACAUACAGUUUUGUUACUGUUGACCAAUUCUGUGAUAAGUUAAAAGCAUCUCAAGUUGGUCGGAAUCUUGCUGAGGAGCUUUCAAAGCCUUAUGACAAAUCGAAUGGCCAUAAUAAGGCCUUGUCCUUCAGUAUCUACUCGUUAUCCAAGUGGGAACUCCUCAAGGCAUGUUUCGCAAGAGAGCUUCUCCUCAUGAAACGGAAUGCCUUCAUCUACAUAACAAAAGCUGUUCAACUUGGACUACUUGCCAUUAUUACUGGAACGGUAUUUCUCCGCACACAUAUGGGUGUUGAUAGAGUUCAUGCUAACUAUUUCAUGGGUUCACUGUUCUAUGCACUACUUCUGCUGAUGGUGAAUGGAUUCCCUGAGCUGGCCAUGGCAAUCAGCAGACUCCCAGUCUUUUACAAACAAAGAGACUACUAUUUCUAUCCUGCAUGGGCUUAUGCAAUACCAGCUUUUAUCCUAAAGGUUCCAAUCUCUUUAGUUGAGUCAAUAGCUUGGACAUCAAUAUCUUACUUCCUCAUUGGCUAUACUCCGGAAGCAUCCAGAUUCUUCCGUCAUCUCCUCAUCCUCUUCCUAAUCCACACCGGAUCAUUAUCAAUGUUUCGAUGUGUUGCCUCGUACUGCCAAACAAUGGUGGCUGGUUCAGUGGGUGGUACAAUGGCAUUUCUAGUCAUCCUUCUAUUUGGGGGUUUCAUCAUUCCUCGGCCAUCCAUGCCUAAUUGGCUGAAAUGGGGAUUUUGGCUCUCUCCAUUGUCCUAUGCUGAGAUCGGCUUAACUGGAAAUGAGUUCUUGGCACCAAGAUGGCUGAAGUUCACAAUUUCUGGUAUGACACUUGGAAGGAGGAUAUUAAUGGACAGAGGGCUAGACUUCUCCAGCUACUUCUACUGGAUUUCAAUUGGAGCAUUGACUGGAUUUAUUUUUUUGUUCAAUAUAGGUUUUUCCAUCGGCUUGACUAUUAAAAAGCCUCCAGGAACUUCUAGAGCUAUUAUCUCUCGUAAUAAUCUUACCACAUUUAAUGGAAGAGACCAAGAUAUGUCCAAGGACAUGGAGAAUGGGAUGCAUAUGUCACAAGCAGAAGCUUCUUUGACUCCUAACAGAAUUGGGAGGAUGGUACUACCUUUCACGCCCCUAACAAUAUCAUUUCAGGAUGUGAAUUAUUAUGUGGACACACCUGCGGAAAUGAGGGAGCAAGGUUAUAUGGAGAGAAAACUACAACUACUCCACAACAUCACAGGAGCUUUCCAGCCAGGGGUCCUCUCAGCACUCAUGGGGGUUACUGGAGCAGGGAAAACAACCCUGCUUGAUGUUCUUGCUGGGAGGAAAACUGGCGGUGUUAUUGAAGGAGAUAUAAGAAUAGGAGGUUAUCCUAAAAUUCAACAAACUUUUGCUAGGAUAUCAGGCUACUGUGAACAAACUGAUGUUCACUCCCCACAGAUCACAGUGGGUGAGUCUGUUGCAUAUUCAGCUUGGUUGCGCCUUCCAACAGAAAUUGACUCCAAAACGAGAAAUGAAUUUGUCAAUCAAGUUCUUGAAACAAUUGAGUUGGACGAAAUAAAAGAUGCUUUGGUUGGAAUACCAGGGGUAAAUGGGCUAUCCACGGAACAACGGAAACGGCUCACAAUUGCAGUUGAGCUUGUAUCCAACCCUUCAAUCAUAUUCAUGGAUGAGCCAACAUCAGGAUUGGAUGCAAGAGCAGCUGCUAUUGUCAUGCGUGCAGUAAAGAAUGUUUCGGAUACAGGUCGAACAGUUGUGUGCACCAUUCACCAACCAAGUAUCGAAAUAUUUGAAGCAUUUGACGAGUUGAUGCUACUGAAAAGGGGUGGAGAGUUGAUCUAUGGUGGGCCGCUUGGUUACCAUUCAUGCAAGGUCAUUGAAUAUUUCCAGGCAAUACCUGGGGUACCCAAGAUCAAGGUCAACUAUAACCCAUCAACAUGGAUGCUAGAAGCUACUUCUACAUCUAUAGAAGUUCAAUUGGGAUGCAAUUUCACACAAAUUUACAAGGAAUCAUCAAUGUGCAAGGAUAUGGACGCACUUGUAAAGCGCUUGAGCACGCCACCUCUGGGUACAAGCGAUCUCCAUUUCCCAACAAGGCAUCCGCAGAAGUUUUGGGAGCAGUUCAAAGCUUGCCUCUGGAAGCAAUGUUUAUCAUACUGGAGAACCCCUUCCUACAACCUGGUGCGAAUUGUGUUCAUAACAGUUGCCUGCAUUGCUUAUGGGGCAUUAUUCUGGCAGCGAGGCGACAUAAACCGCAUAAAUAACCAGCAAGGUAUGUUCACCAUACUGGGAUGCAUGUAUGGCACCACUCUGUUUGCUGGCAUCAACAACUGCCAGUCGGUGAUGCCAUUCGUUUCCAUCGAGCGCUCUGUCGUGUACAGAGAAAGGUUUGCUGGAAUGUACUCUCCUUGGGCCUACUCCUUUGCACAGGUUGCAAUGGAGAUUCCUUAUGUAUUUGUGCAGAUAGUGUUGUUCAUGUUCAUAGCAUACCCGAUGAUUGGGUACGCGUGGACAGCAGCAAAGUUUUUUUGGUUCAUGUAUACCAUGCUCUGCACAUUGCUCUACUUCCUCUACCUUGGAAUGAUGAUGGUAUCACUCACCCCAAACAUCCAAGUGGCGUCCAUAUUGGCAUCCAUGUUCUACACCAUACAAAACCUCAUGUCCGGCUUCAUUGUUCCUAUUCCACAAAUACCGAAAUGGUGGCUAUGGCUGUACUACAUCUCCCCAAUGUCGUGGACACUUAACGUCUUCUUCACAACCCAAUUUGGGUAUGAGGACGACAAGAAGAUUGAGGUUUUCGGAGAGACCAAAUCCGUGGCUGAGUUUGUGAGAGACUACUUUGGUUUUCGCCGUGAGCUGCUACCACUAGCAGCUGUAGUUCUGGCCGCCUUCCCCAUCCUCUUUGCCACCCUCUUCGGCUACAGCAUUUCAAAGCUCAACUUCCAAAGGCGAUAAAUAGUUAAAUAACAGAAAAUACACUACUGCUUACAUAGUGUAGCAUAUAUUUUUCUUUUGGCACAUAUAUUUACAGAAAUAUAAAGCUUGUAUUUGCUUGCCAAAAUGAAAAGUCGGUGUCUUGAAUAAAAAAAAAGUCAAGAUGUUCAGGCCGCAGGCACCUCAGGUUCCUCUCCUUCCCCUCCGUCCUCCUUUGAAUAUGUAUUCCAGCCGCCCACCUAGGAGUUCUACUUCCAUUAUUUUUUUUAAAAAAACCUCAGGAAUAUAAGGAGUGAUAAACAGAGGGAUUUAUAAAUUAGUACCUUGUAAAACCUAACAAGGACUAAGCAGGGCUAUAAAGAAGAUGAUUGCUGGAGUUCCUGA
Messenger RNA from Phragmites australis (common reed), 4839 nucleotides. RefSeq names its product ABC transporter G family member 41-like. The record is from RefSeq and is a predicted model, not a curated record. The coding region runs from base 91 to 4476 and encodes 1461 amino acids. The transcript is spliced from 19 exons. Gene Ontology annotation, molecular function: ATP hydrolysis activity; ABC-type transporter activity; ATP binding. NCBI's taxonomy places the organism in Eukaryota, Viridiplantae, Streptophyta, Magnoliopsida, Poales, Poaceae. Gene Ontology annotation, cellular component: membrane.